Messenger RNA from Rana temporaria (common frog), 2238 nucleotides. RefSeq names its product ankyrin repeat and death domain containing 1B (gene ANKDD1B). NCBI's taxonomy places the organism in Eukaryota, Metazoa, Chordata, Amphibia, Anura, Ranidae. The transcript has 15 exons. The record is from RefSeq and is a predicted model, not a curated record. Gene Ontology annotation, biological process: signal transduction. Bases 215 to 1879 code for a protein of 554 amino acids. Gene Ontology annotation, molecular function: protein binding.
UGACAACAUAGUCAGGGAGGAGAGACCUGAUCGGCAACCCAGCCCUACUCUCACAUGAAAAACUGUACACAAGUAGCAGAAAGUGUUACAUUGCACAACGCUCUGCAUAGAAAAGAACAGCUGGGAAAGGACUAUGAAGACUGUUAAUUAAGCACGCUGUCACCUGGUUUUAUGAGGAUUGCAAGAUUAUCACUGCAUAAAGAAAUCACUAAAGAUGAUAGAUUGGGAAAACUUGGCAAAGAGAGAUGGAAUGGUGGGAGUUGUUGCUGGAUUUGGGAGCACUGCACAAAAGAAGCUGGGUAAUGUCACCAACACUGUCAAUGGUACUGUCACGGGCCUGGUACAAACCGUUCGGAAUAAAACCACAACUCUACCUCCAUCGGAAGAUCAUGAGAUAUUGCUAAAAACUGAAAUGGAAUUCCAUCAAGCAGCCAAGGCAAAUGAUGUGGAAAAAAUGACCCAGCUCAAAGAACGGAAAGUAAACAUCAAUUCUAGAAAUGCUCUUAAUCGUACAGCUCUUCACUUCGCUGUGGCUGGAUGCCAUCACCAGUCUGUGACUUUUCUUCUACACCAUAAAGCCAGAGUAGACGUUCCUGAUAAACAUGGUCUAACAGUCUUGCAUUUGGCUGCCUGGUCCGCUGACUUAAGCGUUGUGCAGAUGUUGAUUAAAGCUGGAGCCAGCCAAAAAGUUGCAAAUGAGGAUGGAAUGAAUGUUUUACAUUUUGCUGCCCAGAAUGAUAAGAAUGAAAUAGUGGAUUAUCUUCUAAAGGAAUUACAGCUUAGUGAUUUAAACAUUAAGGAUAAGAGAGGUAGGGAGCCCUUCCACCUUGCAGCUGAAAAUGGCCAUGUUAAUAUGAUCAACAAUCUGCUGAAUAUGGGAUUAUUUACAUCAGAGCCAGACAAGGAUGGUAACACUGCUCUUCAUCUGGCUGCCGCUAAUGGCCAUGAUGCUGUUGUGAGAGUUCUACUGGAGAAAUGGGAAGAUAAAGACAGCCUUAACAUGGAUGGGGCCACACCAUUUUACUUAGCAGUGGAAAAAGGACAUGAAUCUUGUGCCAAUCAGUUACUGCAAGAUGGAAGCAACAUCAACACUAUAAACUAUGAUGACUACACAGCACUGCACAUAGCAGCGGAAAAGGGUUACUUAUCCCUGGUCACUUUCCUUAUUAGAAACAACAUUGACCUAACUGCAAAAUAUAAGGAUAUGAACCCUCCCCUCCAUUUGGCUAUCCUGAAUGAUCAUAUGGAUAUAGUAGACAUUCUUUUAGAAGCUGGAUAUGAUAUUAAUGCAAUCAAUGCGAGGCGACAGACUCCUUUGCAUCUAGCAGCUGAACUGAAGAACACAGAUUUAGUAGAGAGGCUUCUUUUAGCUGGCUGUGAUCUCAUGAUUGCAGAUAAGCAAGGUAAAACAGCACUAGGUGUAUCAGCAAGAAGCAAUCACUUCCUGAUUGUUGAUAUGAUCAUUAAAGCAGAAAGAUACUACACAUGGAAAGAGGAGCUUAUAGAAGAUACUAACUCUGAGCAGUUUAUGACAUUCAAACAAGACCACUCCUCACAAACCGGCCCGCUCCGCUCAGCUCUUUGGAGUGUAGCAUAUGAGCAGCUGAAGCCUGAUGAAUGGAAGAAACUGGCGCUGCAGUGGAAGUUCACAGAGCCACAAAUUAAAGCCAUUGAGACACAGUGGACAGGUAAAGCAAGUUACAAGGAACAUGGAAACAGGAUGUUUCUCAUCUGGUUACAUGGAAUUUUGCUGAAAAAAGAAAAUCCAAUUAAGGCUUUAUACGAAGAUCUGGUUCGAAUGGGACAUCAACAAAUGGCUGAAACCUUCAGAGCUCAGAGCAGUAACGGUCUACGGCCUAAGAAAUGUAUUAUUUCAUGAAAGUGGACAAACAUGGAGAAUGAGGCAAAUUACAUUUAAACCAGGAAGGUGCAUUGCCUGCUGCAGGUUAUACAAGUCCACAUGCAAUGGUAGAGCUCAAAAGCUGGUCAGGAGGUCUCUGCACUAUACUAGUGUAAGAUGGAAAACAAAUAGGUAAAAGAUAUGUGAUCGGUGCAUAUGUUCGAUGGUUGAAGCAAUUGCUUCCAGUAAAGAUGAACAAUUUGAUCUGUAGAGCAUAAUGGACUUGUUCUAAUCCCGAUUCCCUAUAUGAUUAUUUUCAUGACACUUAAGCCUCGUACACGCAAUUGGAUUUUCCGCAAAGUGUCAGACUUUUGUCCGAACAGCGUUGGCCAUGAACU